Fusarium pseudograminearum CS3096 is the source of this 195-nucleotide messenger RNA. RefSeq lists its product as uncharacterized. The transcript has a single exon. The coding region runs from base 1 to 195 and encodes 64 amino acids. The record is from RefSeq and is a predicted model, not a curated record. Lineage: Eukaryota; Fungi; Ascomycota; Sordariomycetes; Hypocreales; Nectriaceae.
AUGGAUGCCCCUUCAACCUCCAACUCUUCGGCUCAGCAGUCUCCUUCUGUCCAAAUGGUCCCUCAACCAGCUCCCACCCAAGGCAACAACCCAUCAACCGCUCCUUUCCUUCAAGACUUUACACUCAUUGCCGAGGCUGCAAAGCGAGCCCAGAUGGCCAUCAUGAUCCGCGACUUUGAAGACUGUGGCCUGUAG